AUGGCUUUAGCUAUCUCUCAUGAAGAUACACAAAUAUUAUUAAAAGAUAAAAACGUGUUAGUUGAAUCUACCUUGGAUAAAUAUAGAACUGCGGGUCAAAUUACUCAAACUGCUUUAAGAUAUUUAAUUAAUUUAAUCAAUGACUCAUACCACUAUAAAAAAACUGAUACUCCUUUAACUAUUUCUCAAUUGUGUUUUUUAACAGAUAGUUUUAUAAAUCAAACAUUGGAAAGCUUUUAUAAAAAUAAAGUUAACGAAAGAGGAAUUUCUCACCCAACUACUAUCGAUGUUGAUGAAUUAACUAAUGGCUGGAGUCCAGAAUUAGAUGAUCCAGUUUUCUUGACUAAUAAAAAUAAGUUAUAUACCGAAAAUUUUAAAUCCAAUGGUAUAAAAAGGUGCGUUGAAGAUAUUUUGCAAUAUGGAGAUAUAGUCAAAUUAACUGUAGGCUGUCAUAUAGACGGCUAUACAUCCCAGGUCUCUCAUACUAUUGUUAUCUCACCAACAACUAUAGAACAAGAAAAUAUAAAACCUCAGGGCCCAUUGUUGGGUGGAAAAGCAGAUGCAAUUGCUGCUGCUCAUAUUGCUACAGAGUCUUUAGUGACUUUGUUAGGUUGUGCAUUACAUCCAGAAAAAUUACCUUCAACUUUGCAUCACACCAAAGUCACUGGCAGUUUAAUAAGAACCAUAGUCGAUACUAUUGUUUCUAUGUACAAUUGCUCCAUUGUACCAGGAUCUAAAAUCCGUCGUAUUAGAAGAUUUUUAGCUGGUCAAAAUGAAGGUGUUGUUGCUGAAAGAGAGUUUAAAGGAUGCGUAUGGUACGAAGCCAACCAGGAGGCUCGAAUUUUACAAGAGAUUAAUAAAAAUAACAGCAAUGAAUUGCUUUUAAAAUCUAAUGCAGCAAGAUCUAUCGAUGACAACUCUGCAGUUCCAACUGAUGACUUUGUUGUUGCACCCGGUGAAGUUUAUUUAAUUGAUUUGAAAGUAGCCUCAUUGGCAGGAACUGAGGGCUUAGGUCUAGUCACUUUAGAACAAGUUGAAAAUUUCAAUGGUACCACCACCUCUGGUAGAACUUUAGUUGCCAGACCAACUCAGUAUGUUCGCGAUUAUACUCAACAACACAAUUUGAAACUGAAAACUUCUAGACAAGUCUUAAACAAAUUGGAUAAGUUAGGGGGCGUUUACCCAGUUAAACUAACUUACUUAUCCCCUUUUUUCACCAAGGAAGACAAUACUGGUAAUGAGGCCAAUAUUAUUCAAGACUUAAAAAGCUUACGUUUGGGUAUGUCUGAAAUUGUCAAUAAUUUCUUGGCUACUACAAAACCAAUACAAAUAUGUAAGUUUAUUCCAUGGAAAUUGAUUUUAAGCUCUGCUAAUCCAACUGGGUCUAAGGGCUUUGAUGCUGUUAAUCCUACUUUACCGGGCUUUGAAGUACCGCUACCACAAUUAAAUAUACCUGGUAUUAAAUUAAAAUCAUUGCUAAAAGAUAGAAGUUGUUUGACUUUACCUGUUGCCAGAGAAUGUUGUACAGUUGCAUUAAGCGAAGAAGAAUCUUGUUUAAUUAGAUUAACUGGUGGUAGCAGAACUUGUCAACCUAGUUGGAUCCAUUCACAGUACCAGUUGGAUACCACCAAUAAUAUUGUACAAGGUGUGUUCCAACUAGCAGAAUUAAGUAAGGAUGAAAGAUUUGGUAUCAAGAUUAGAGAAACUUUGCCAAUGAAAAAGAAAUUAGUAAACAUGGUCAGCUAUGAUGAAAAUAUGAUGGCUUGA
Molecule: messenger RNA, 1767 nt
Organism: Saccharomycodes ludwigii
Lineage: Eukaryota; Fungi; Ascomycota; Saccharomycetes; Saccharomycodales; Saccharomycodaceae
Gene: ARX1
Product: putative hydrolase
Exons: 1
Coding region: 1-1767 (588 amino acids)
Source: RefSeq, a predicted model, not a curated record